Molecule: messenger RNA, 1692 nt
Organism: Diplodia corticola
Lineage: Eukaryota; Fungi; Ascomycota; Dothideomycetes; Botryosphaeriales; Botryosphaeriaceae
Product: rhomboid family membrane protein
Exons: 4
Coding region: 1-1692 (563 amino acids)
Biological process (GO): proteolysis
Cellular component (GO): membrane
Molecular function (GO): serine-type endopeptidase activity
Source: RefSeq, a predicted model, not a curated record
AUGGCUGCCAACGACUACUACGGCUCCUAUGAUGCGGGAAGGAGAGAAGAUGCCCCUUUGCCCCCCGUGCCACACUCAUCGACGCCCUCGCCGCUGCCGUCGCCCCAUCCGACUCGCCCGCACAUCGACACCCAGAAUCUGCAGAACUACGGCAACUCCUACCCUUCUGCUCACUCUGUCCACUCGCACCCCUCCGCCCACACAUACCACACCGGCCACUCACCCGUCGGCUCUCCCUUCACCGACCAGGCCUAUCCUGCAUAUCCGCCAGGCACCCACCCGCCGCCUAACCCAUACGGCCCCGUGCACAGCGACGACGACACCUCCUACCAUGGCGCCGGCACAUAUGGACAAUACCGCCCUGCGGACAACGAUCCCUUUGCAGAUGGCCAGGCUAUUCCGCUCCACGCACAGCAGCCGAAGAUGGAUGCAAGCCCCUCGCGGUACAAUGGUGAUCCCGAGGGUCAGGCGCCUCUCGUCGGCGGUCCCGACGGAAUGAGGAGAGAACGUAGCAGACGUCACAAGAAGAAGGGCGGCUGGUUCUCAGGCAGGAUUACUUGGGUUGUUUUUACCCUGACAACCGUUCAGAUUGCGGUUUUCAUUGGCGAAAUCAUCAAGAACGCCACCUUGACCGGUUCGCCCAUCAUGAUCAAGCCCUCUUUCAACCCAAUGAUCGGCCCCUCUGGCUACGUCUACAUCAACAUGGGCGCUCGUUUCGUUCCUUGCAUGCGUCACAUGGGAGGCGGAAACGAGGUCAACAUCACUCCCGACAUUGCGUUCCCGUGCCCCAACUCCACGACUGGCAUCGCCGAAUGCUCCCUGAACGAGCUCUGCGGAAUGAGCGGCAUUCCCCAAUCGGACGGCGAGCUCCACCCCAACCAAUGGUACCGCUUCAUCACGCCAAUCUUCCUCCACGGAGGUCUUAUCCAUAUUGCUUUCAACAUGCUUGUUCAGAUGACGGUUGGACGCGACGUGGAACUGCUGAUCGGCUCCAUUCGUUUCUUCCUGGUCUAUUUUGCAGCGGGUAUUUUCGGUAAUAUUCUCGGUGCCAAUUACGCACCAAACGCUAUGCCUUCAGUCGGUGCAUCCGGCGCCAUUUUCGGUCUCAUCGCCAUAACCCUUCUGGAUCUUCUCUACCACUGGAAGGAGCGUUCCCACCCCAAGAAAGAGCUUCUUUUCAUCAUGCUCGACGUCGUCAUCGCCUUCGUUCUGGGUCUUUUGCCGGGUCUGGACAACUUUGCUCAUAUUGGUGGAUUCAUCAUGGGCCUCGGCCUUGGAAUAUCUAUUCUUCACUCGCCUCAACUCCUCCGCGAGCGCACCGGCAUGGACGAGCCUCCCUAUUCCGCCGUUCCUAACCCCAAGCACGGCAGCGAAUUUGAGUCCGUGAAGAACUUCACCAAACAGCCCGUAAGCUUCUUCAAGGGCAGGAAGCCGCUUUGGUGGGCGUGGUGGUUGGUCCGUGCCGGAUUCAUUGUCGUCGUGUUUGUCGCCUUCAUUGUGCUCCUGAACAACUUCUACUCCAGCCACAGCGAAUGCUCGUGGUGCAAGUACCUCAACUGUAUUCCCGUCAGCGACUGGUGCGACUCAAACACGCUCACCGUGGAGCAAACGAACAGUACCAGCAAGCGCGACCUAUUCGGCUUGGAGAGAUACGCUUUACCGGAUUUCGACUCGCCAAUGCCUAUGUAUUGA